Molecule: messenger RNA, 1335 nt
Organism: Porites evermanni
Lineage: Eukaryota; Metazoa; Cnidaria; Anthozoa; Scleractinia; Poritidae
Source: the annotation of a GenBank genome assembly
AUGUAUGUACAGAAGCUAUUGAACUACCUAAACCCACCCUAUGUUGUUCUCCUGGGUGACGUUGGAACUGGUAAGUCCACCUUAUUAGAAAAACUGACAGAACAGAGAGGCAAGAGUUCACAAGCGAACGAGAGUUUCACGAGGAGCGCCGAAGUUUUCUGGGCCCCUGACGGUAGACUCAUCGUAGCCGACACACCAGGCAGCAACGCUUUGAAAGAUACAUUGGAACACAACGUGGAGAUUGCUGGCGCACUCAAUUACAGGCCCGUCUCAAGGAUAUUUAUUGUUGUCAAAGCUGAGACUCGAAUUGAUUCCGUGGUCGACAAUGUUCGCAAGUAUGCAGAUCGUUUUCUGGAGCUCCCCAUGGACGUGGUUGGGGUUCUUGUCACUCAUAUGGAUACAGUAGACUGGACAGAGAAGGACUUCGCCCCGCGGAUUGAACAUGACCUUGGUAUUGAUUCGGUUGUUUUUUCUUCGAUGACCACAAACCGCGAGACACUACAGAAUGACAUACUAAAGACUUGCACUGAGCGACAUAACCUGACAGUGGAUGAUGCAAACUUUUUUAAGCUUUUCAAAAUCCACAACCAUCAUCGAAAGAUUCUAAAGUCCACCAGCGAUGAAGUUAAGAGGUUUUCAGACAAAAAGAGGGCUUUUGAUGAGGAAAGAAAAGCUUUCAGUGGCAAGGAUUUGGUUGACCUUGUUUUUGAGUUCCAGGCUUACAUGACAGAUGAAAUUGUUGAAGCCCAGAAGAGGAUGUCCAAGACCAACAACUUUACAUUUGAAGGUGAUGGUGCAGCCAAUGAAGCUGGUCACAUCGCUAACAUGGUGAAUCAACUUCGCAUGGUUCUCUACGAUAUCAGAACGGAAUGUCUCGGAUACCAGAGUGAGCAUGGAGUAUCUGAAUUACGCAAAUGUCCACACUGUGGUAUCAUUUGGACCAAGGUGGAAGGCUGUGAAGGAGCGACAACCUGCGGAAAUCGACCAAGCAAUGUCAACGACGUCAGGGACCCAGCAUACGCAGAACUCGGCACCUUCAUGUUUAGAUGGCGUGAUGAUGGCCGCCUUUCCAUCACCAAGGUUAGCCGCAAGACCGUGAAAUCUCAAAGAAGUUCUAGACCACAAUUUGGAUGCGGAAAGUCAAUCAACUGGAAAGAGAUGGCAACAGUUGCUGUCCCAUCUGAAUUCAGCGAGACGGUGAAGGUCGGAACAAGUGACAUCAAGGUCCUACCACCAACUGCAACGAAUUUCCAAAAAGAGCUGUCUGGAAAGAUAGAUGCUGUCGGAAGAAAUCUGAAACUGUCAGAAAGACCAUCCCAGUCUUACCAGUCUUAA